Spinacia oleracea (spinach) is the source of this 627-nucleotide messenger RNA. Its product is annotated as protein NDR1-like. The record is from RefSeq and is a predicted model, not a curated record. Gene Ontology annotation, cellular component: plasma membrane; plasmodesma. The transcript has a single exon. Gene Ontology annotation, biological process: defense response to other organism. The coding region runs from base 1 to 627 and encodes 208 amino acids. NCBI's taxonomy places the organism in Eukaryota, Viridiplantae, Streptophyta, Magnoliopsida, Caryophyllales, Amaranthaceae.
AUGGCCAUGACCGAUGUUCAACGGCGUGGUUGCUGCGGCGCUUGUAUAAUCCCGUUAGCCGGAAUCGGCGUAUUAAUCUGGAUUCUCGUUAGCUCUAAACUCCCAAGCUUCUACGUCGAUCAAUUUUCCGUUUUUUCCCGCCAAGAAAAUACAAAUUCCUCUGUUCACAACUACACCAUCCAUUAUGAUCUUAGGAUAAGAAACAGUCGGAACAACGACAACAUGGGAAUUUACUAUGAUGCCCUCAACAUCACCUUUUAUUACAAACCUAUAGUCAACGGUUUCCCCGUUGAAAUUGGAGAUGCCACUUUUAGCCCCUUCUACCUACGCAGGUACAGAGGUACUAACCGCGUAGGAAGUAUUGAGACUAGAGGGGUAAGAUGGGAAAAUAAUAUGACACCGCCUGCGAUAUUCAGGGUGGAGUUGUUAACGGCUGUGAGGUAUAGGAAACCGUUGUGGAAGGGAAAACGACAUCGUUUAAUGAUAGGAGCUGACUUGAAAGUCAAUGAUCAGGGUAAUUUGGUCAAUAGAGGAGUUAAACUCAAGUCUAAUGCUAGAAGGAAUGAUAAGCUUCGUUUUGAGUUGGUGGGUAUUUUGGUUAUUAUUAUCUUCAUUAUUUCUUGCUAG